UGCUACAUAUAAAGAAUGGUUUGUGUCUCCACCGCAUCCCAGCAAAAUCACGAUGGUUUACCGAGUUGUAGUGAGUUGUCUACUGCUGCUAGCAGUAACCGACACCGAAGUUACCGGUGCCUACCUCGAUGCACCUUCCAGCACAUACUGUACCAUACCACCAAACGUGAUACACGGAAAGCAGCCCGCACCAACGGAUUUGAUAGUCACCUGCAACCGUCGACGGCAGGAGUAUGACGAAAGCGUCAAGCAAGCGGUACAAGCUAUUCGGGACCACAUUAUGAAGCAAAUGCAAGCGACGGAUCCGAUACAGAUCGAGGUGAACAAGUUCACUGCCGACUUGCCGACCAUGUUGGCAAACGCUAGGAAGAGUGAGGCAAGACGUGAGCUGGACGAGCUGCGUACCCGUGUGCUGGUAGCGGCAAUCGAGGCAGGCCGUGUACCGGAUGCUCUUGCGCAAUAUUUCAUCCUCGGUGCGUGGGCGCAAUGGGAAGAGAUAGUCGAUCGGAUCUAUAAAAAUCCAAACCCCAACCCGCGACACAUCGAGAAUCUGCUCGGCUUCAUACGUGCGGUACCGGGAAAGGGGGAUCGUCUCGACUUCUACCACCAGCUGAAGAAGCACAUGGUUGAGAAGAAGGAAUACGAAUCGUACCUUGGUGCGAUGUUUGCUCAGGAUGCUCGCCAUGUUGUGUUCGAUACCGACGGCAAGACACCGUUAAACGAUAGUGAUGUGGCAGCUCUACACACAACGAUGAUCGACGGUGCGGCAAGAUACUUUCGCCGAGUACUGCUAACCGGAGAGGAACGAUACGAUCUCAUCCUGCUCGAUCGUAACUAUCCGGAGCUGUUUGAUCUGGUGUUUGAACCAAUGUUUAACAUAUCGGCAAAGGAAAUGAAACUGUUUGAUUCUUGGCAGCUGAUGAAAACACUCUGCCGCGUGUAUCGCCCAAUGGCCAAGGCUCGUAUGUUUAAGCGAACGGCCCAGCUGCUGGUGGACAGCUUUAAGUGGGAGAAACAGAACGAAUUCUACGCACCGAUGCUGGCAGGCUACUUAGAGGCGUGUCUGCCGCAGAUCAACACCGAUCCGGCUACUAAAGACACGAUUGCAGAGGUGCAAAACGUGUUCAGCAAGUUUAAGCCGAAGAUGAAUUAUCAGAGCAUUUUGAAAAUUAUUGAUAAAGCUAUCCAUACCUACGCGGCGUAG
Messenger RNA from Anopheles maculipalpis, 1204 nucleotides. RefSeq lists its product as uncharacterized. The transcript has a single exon. Lineage: Eukaryota; Metazoa; Arthropoda; Insecta; Diptera; Culicidae. The record is from RefSeq and is a predicted model, not a curated record. Bases 53 to 1204 code for a protein of 383 amino acids.